Lichtheimia ornata is the source of this 951-nucleotide messenger RNA. Its product is annotated as serine/threonine-protein phosphatase ppe1. Gene Ontology annotation, cellular component: cytoplasm. The record is from RefSeq and is a predicted model, not a curated record. NCBI's taxonomy places the organism in Eukaryota, Fungi, Mucoromycota, Mucoromycetes, Mucorales, Lichtheimiaceae. Gene Ontology annotation, molecular function: protein serine/threonine phosphatase activity. The coding region runs from base 1 to 951 and encodes 316 amino acids. The transcript has 8 exons. Gene Ontology annotation, biological process: G1/S transition of mitotic cell cycle; peptidyl-serine dephosphorylation.
AUGGGCAACCCGGAUGAAUGGCUUGAAACUGUUCGCAAAUGCGAGUAUCUUCCGGAGCACGACAUUAAGCAACUGUGCGAGAUGGUCAAGGAAUUGCUAAUGGAGGAAUCCAACAUUCAGCCUGUACAGUCGCCUGUAACCGUGUGUGGUGAUAUCCAUGGCCAAUUCUAUGACUUGCUUGAAUUAUUUCGUGUUGGUGGCGACAUUGAGGAAACCAACUAUAUCUUUAUGGGUGAUUUUGUGGAUCGGGGCUACUUCAGCUUGGAGACGUUUACAUUGCUCAUGGCAUUAAAGGCUCGCUAUCCACACAAGAUCACUUUGUUACGAGGAAACCACGAGAGUCGUCAAAUCACUCAAGUCUAUGGAUUUUAUGAUGAGUGUCAAGCAAAAUAUGGCAAUGCGAACGUGUGGAAGUAUUGUUGCUCUGUAUUCGAUUAUUUGACGAUUGCAGCUAUCAUUGAUGGCUCCGUAUUAUGUGUUCAUGGAGGUCUCUCGCCAGAUGUCAAGACUUUGGAUCAAAUUCGUACCAUCCACCGUGCCCAAGAAAUUCCACAUGAAGGGUCGUUUUGCGAUUUGAUGUGGUCGGAUCCAGAAGAUAUUGAUACUUGGGCUGUGAGCCCACGUGGUGCAGGAUGGCUAUUUGGAGGCAAGGUGACAAGCGAGUUCAACCACAUCAAUGGGUUAUCCCUUAUUGCACGCGCACAUCAGCUUGUCCAAGAAGGCUACAAGUACAUGUUUGAAAAUGACGAGCUUGUUACGGUUUGGUCAGCACCCAAUUACUGUUAUCGCUGUGGCAAUGUGGCAUCUAUCAUGGAAGUUAAGGACGCUGAAUUUGCACCUGAAAAGACCUUCAAGAUAUUUCAUGCAGUGCCAGAUCAAGAGCGUCUUGCCCCUGCACGGACUGGGUUCCUUGGUGCUAGUGGUGGCUCCGGUGGCCAGUACUUUAUGUGA